Spea bombifrons (plains spadefoot toad) is the source of this 1141-nucleotide messenger RNA. It is a transcript of the gene DRAM1, whose product is annotated as DNA damage regulated autophagy modulator 1. Bases 328 to 1116 code for a protein of 262 amino acids. Lineage: Eukaryota; Metazoa; Chordata; Amphibia; Anura; Pelobatidae. Gene Ontology annotation, biological process: regulation of autophagy. The record is from RefSeq and is a predicted model, not a curated record. The transcript has 7 exons. Gene Ontology annotation, cellular component: lysosome.
UAAAUGCCACCAAUUGGCUGCUUUGACUAUUCUUACUAGACUAAAGCACCCAAGACUGGUGUAAAAAAAUAGGGCCCUGGAUUGCACAGAAAUUAGUUCUUUCUGACGAAUGGUCUGCAGCCAGGAAGCACCAUGAUCGUGACUGCAAGUUUUUGAGUUUCUCCAGCUGUUGAUCAAAACAGCUGGAAUCAGGUCUUCUUAAAGGAUCAGUCCACUCAUAUAUUUAGUGAAAUUCAUAUUGGAGUACAUCUUCCCUUGUUUUAUUAAAAAAAAAACUAAUAUUGUGUAUGUCAGGGCCUUUGGGAUGUGCGAGCUGUAAGGCCGCAUAUGGCGCCAUGGCAGCAGGAGUGCCAGGCAGCCAUCCCAUCACCAAGGCCAGGGCCACACCGAGGCGGGUGCACAGGACCCAGGCAGCAGGAAGCAGAGGAGAGAGAGAGGGGCAGAGCGGUCACUCAUGAAGCGGUGAAGCAGAGGAGCCAGACAGAGGCCUUGCGCUCCCAUCUCAGGACUUCGGCAGGCGACACAGGGACAAAUCCCCCUGAAAGUGGUGUCUUUGGAUUCAUGAUAAGUGUAACUGCAAUGUUAGGUGCUGCUACAAUGUACACAAGAUAUAAGAUACUAGACAAAUUAAAUUCUUCAUACGGUUUGAUAAAUGCUUGGUUUAACACUAUGUCAUUGCUGAUUGGAUUACUUGGCUGCAUCGGGAUGGGAAUCGUUGCUACUUUUCAAGAGAAGGCAGUGCCAAUAGUCCAUGAUGUAGGAGCCCUCAUAACAUUCAUCUGCGGAGUUGUGUAUAUUUUAUUGCAGUCCAUCAUCUCUUACAAGUCAUGUCCACAGUGGAACAGAUCUUAUGUUUGCCAUGUAAGAAUGGCGAUUUCCAUUGUGUCAGUGAUUGCUGUGUUUCCAAUGAUUAUAUGUGCAUCAUUAAUUAGAAAGCCUAAGUAUGAUUGGAAUCCAAGCGAUGAGGAUUACGCAUAUCACCUAACAAGUGCCAUCUGUGAAUGGAUAGUGGCAUUUGGAUUUGUUACAUUCUUUCUAACCUAUAUAAAAGAUUUUCAGGGAGCCAGUUUAAUAAUUUCAACAGAAAUAUAUGAUGACUAUGUAUUACAGUCAUAAACACAGGAUUUUAGGAAGUUUUUUU